Anopheles darlingi is the source of this 1084-nucleotide messenger RNA. Its product is annotated as PRA1 family protein 3. Gene Ontology annotation, cellular component: membrane. The transcript has 3 exons. Bases 220 to 795 code for a protein of 191 amino acids. The record is from RefSeq and is a predicted model, not a curated record. NCBI's taxonomy places the organism in Eukaryota, Metazoa, Arthropoda, Insecta, Diptera, Culicidae.
UGAGGUUAAAACAUUCUCGCCCGCCCCAAAAACAACUCCUCCUCCUCCUCCUCCUCCUCCAUCACCCAUGAAAUCCCGGUCAUCACCAGAAAGAAGAAGGUUUUCGAUUUUUACUCGCAAUUUUAAGCUCCCACGAACGUUCUGGCUUGGAGCUGCUGAACGGCCAGGUGACUCACAACCAAAGUCCUACUCCGCUGCAUCACCGUCGUCGUCAUCAUCAUGACCUCAACCAACGCAAACACGGGCGCGCUGGACAACCUGCAUCUGGCGCCGCUUCGAUCGUUGAGCGACUUUCUCAUGGAAUCGGCCCGCUUUCAGUUGCCCAACUUCCAGGACUGGGAGAAGUGGGGCAAUCGGGUGGUCAGCAAUCUACUGUACUACCAAACCAACUACUUCCUGAUGAGCGCGGCCGUCUUUCUGCUCGUUGGUUUGCUUCAUCCCAUGAAGGUUCUGCUCGGACUAACGGUCAUCGUUGCUCUGGUGUACGUGUUUGUGCGGUUCUUUGCUCAGGAUGCUCGCCGUUCCGUGGGUGCCGAUCCGAACCAGCUACCGAACAAGUGGGCCAUCCUUGCGGGAACACUGGGCGGGGGUUAUUUCGUCCUGUAUCUCUUCGAUUCCGUGCUGAUUGUGGCAUUCGCUGUACUGCUUCCGUUUGUUUUGACCUUCGUCCAUGCAUCGCUGCGACUGCGUAACAUCAAGAACAAGAUUACGAAUGCUGUGGAGAUCGUUGGUGUGAAGCAGUCACCGAUGGGCCAAUUCCUGGAGGCGAUGGGCAUGAUGCCAACGGCUUUUUAAACGAUGGGACGGUCGUAACUGCGGCACGCUCCUGCUAGACGCCGGAGGCUUCUUUAUUUUCUUACGUGGCUACAACGGUCAACUGCACGAGCGGAGCUACUCAAAGGAUGGUACAAACAAACCCGACCGAGCCUACUUCGAUGCCCUCUGGUCCAUGUUUUGAAGGAUUCGUUGUUACUGCGUUUUGUGAUUAAGCAUUUCGAGGAGAGAAAAGUUUUAAAUUUUAGCAAAGAGUGCCACGCGACACAAAGAGAAUGAAUAUGCCGUGAUAAAUUAAGCGUGUCCCCCA